Mesocestoides corti is the source of this 933-nucleotide messenger RNA. The record is from the annotation of a GenBank genome assembly. Lineage: Eukaryota; Metazoa; Platyhelminthes; Cestoda; Cyclophyllidea; Mesocestoididae.
AUGACCUCAACUCCUACGAUUCCGGAGCCUGAAGUAUCUGAAGUGACCAUGCACACCGUCUGUGAUGAAACUAUGACAACGUAUUACAAUCCUGUACCCGGGAUAAACACAAUCCUUUCCUGCGCUGAGGGAAAAGUCCAAAUUGACAAUGGGCCUACACCAACGUUGACGUUAAACGUGCGUCAGAAGAUGGAUCAGAUCAGGCAGAUGUUCUUCGAGGGCGAGAGUGAACAGCAGCUUAGCGUCAGUAUGGGAUCAAUGAGUACUGAGGUCAAGGACUCGCCGCCUUUGCCCAGGCCGCAGGCUCCCCUCCACAUCCAUAAAGACGCCCCCGAGGAAGCACCUCCGAUCUGCAAAGGCGGCCUUCAAAUUCUCCGGGACGAGCCCUCUGCGCCUGUUUUUGUUCAGCCUGAGAAACCAAAGGGUCUGAAAAUUCACAAGGACCCUGAGUUAAUUGCAGUUAGAGGGGAUGGCGGGGAUAUUCCACGUCAACCGUUGCGGACCGUGGCACAGAUUCCCGCCCCUUUUGCGCCAGCUGAACAAAGCGAAGCGUCUCUCGCGAAUUCACCAUUGUCUGGAGGCCCAAAAGGCGACGACUCAGUGGUCCCAACUUUCACGCUUCCACUUGUUUUCGAUCCGACGUGCGCAUCCACGGCCGUCUUCGCAAGGCCUCCAGGCAAAUCGUCUGUUCCACCACACCAGGACUGUCCACAAGUCCAAGAGACGGCGGACAGUGAUGUGGAGGUUAGAAGUCCAUCGCCGCAGCCACUUAGUCCAGAUGCGCCAUUGGAGGACGUCUUUAAUCGAUUCGUCCACAGUCCCGACCAGAGUGGGCGGCUCCGAAUCGACGCGACGAAGUUUAUUGAUGCCUUCCUCACCAAAAAGGCCACCAGAGCCCUGGGCACAGAGAACCAGCGGCCUCCGCCCUUCUAA